AUGUGAAGAAGACAGGAUCGGGUCACACCCACCGUGACACACUGCCGCCCUCCACUUCCUCAUUUUUACUCCAUACUUACGACCUCCAACCAUCACAUCACAUCACAUCACACACACACAGCCCAGUGUCAGAGAUGAGUUACCCCGGAUACCCUCCUGCAGGUGGAAGUUACCCGCCUGCCUCCGGCCCGUAUCAGCAGGCCCCAGGCGGAUAUCCACCCCAACCGGGAGCCUACCCUCCCCAGGGCGGAUACUACACCCCUCAGCCCGGCGCGUUCCCCCCCGGAGCGGGAUACCCCCCCCAGGCCGGCGGAUACCCUGCCCAGGCCGGCGGUUACGCCCCCCAGGCCGGCGGUUACCCUCCUCAGGCCGGCGGUUACCCAGCUGCCCCGGGAGGAGGCUUCCCGCCCCAGGCAGGAGGUUACCCCGCCGCCCAGCCCGGGACCUACCCCAACAUGCCCCCUGCAGCAGGUGGAUGGGGCGCCCAACCCGGCUUUGGAGCUCCGGGUGGAGGAAUGCCUCAGGGUUACCCCGGGGUCCCAGCGCCGGGACAGCAGCCCAUGCCAGUGUACCCGGGUGCUUCAAACCCGUCAAUGCCUGGGUACGGAGGGGGUGUCCCGACCGGACCGACACCACCGGCCGCUCCUGCUGUCAAUAAGGGUUACCGCGGUACCAUCAAGGACUUUCCUGGCGCCGAUCCGCUCCGAGACGUCGAGGUGUUACGGAAAGCCAUGAAGGGCUUCGGAACCGAUGAAAACGCCAUUAUCGAGCUUCUCGGCAGUCGACCCAACAAGCAGCGCGUGCCGUUGAAGGCGGCGUAUAAAACCACUUACGGCAAGGAUCUGGUUAGCGACCUGAAGUCGGAGCUGAGAGGAAACUUUGAAAGUCUGGUGCUGGCCAUGCUGAAGGCUCCUGCGCACUUCGAUGCCUCUGAACUCAGGGAGGCCAUAUCGGGUGCAGGAACCGAUGAGGCCUGUCUCAUAGAGAUUCUGUCCUCUCGUAGCAAUGCUGAGAUUCGUGAGAUUACUAAGAUCUAUAAAGCAGAGUACGGUAAAUCUCUGGAGGACGCCAUCAGCGGAGACACGUCUGGACACUUUCGCCGUCUGCUCGUCUCUCUGUCUCAGGUACAGACACUCAUAAUGUGUAUAGUUUCUAAUCAUGUUCCAUCUGUGUAUUUUUCAGUGAAGUGCAUUAAAAACACUCCUGCCUACUUUGCUGAACGUCUCCACAAAGCCAUGCAGGGUGCAGGAACCAAAGACCGGACUCUGAUCCGCAUCAUGGUGUCCCGCUCUGAGGUGGACAUGCUGGAUAUCAGGCAGGAGUAUCUGCGGCUGUACGGGAUGUCGCUCUACACUGCCAUCUCUGGAGACACCUCUGGUGAUUACAAGAAACUGCUCCUGAAGCUAUGCGGAGGAAGUGACUGAAGAACCACGAAGUCAGAUGCGUUACCAUGACGACUGGAUAUGUGAUGUCAUCAUAUUAAUCACGCUCGUAUAUCAAUGUGUCAAAUAAUAUCACUAGUGUCAUGUUAACUAAUAUGUAAUCUCUCUUUACAGCUUUAUUAAUUUCACAGCCAAAAAUAGGAUUUCAUUUGUGCCAUAGAAAAAUGAUUACUAUAAUACAGUUCAUUAUUAGUUUUAUUUUGCUAUCUAUUCAGACUAUGCAUGAUAUCUAGAGAAGCUAUAUUUUGUACAGUGUCUUCAGUACCUGAUGCCAAAUCUGUGCUGUCACUCGCAACCAAAACUACAAUCUGUUCUUCAUCUCUGAAAUCUGAAAUGCCUUGGACGACUGAGUCUCUUGAAGUACUGAAAUAUAUGCCAUAGUUUUUAUAUAGUGAGCUUUAUUAUCUCUAUGCAAGAAGAAUAUAGGAUUAUAUCAAUCAUCAUGAAGGUCUUGAUGGGUCAGUCUCAUGAAAACGUGUCAUAUUUCACCCCAAAAUCAAAAUAUAAAAUUAGAAAUGAUCUUUGCUUAAAGAAAGUCAAGGCUAUUUUAGGAACAUUGAGCUGUUUGCAUCAUCACACUUUUUCAUGACAAUUAGGCACAUUUUUCUGCUAAAUUUCCUGUAAUGCAUAAUAGGUGUUUCUUUUUUGUAAUUCUCAUUUUUCUGAAUAGUGAUUCUUAAUAAAUGCUGUUUUAAACUAAUGUAAUCAUAUUUUGUACAACAAAUACUAACAUUGCUUAACAUUUUUUUAUUUGCAUAUUUUUCCAUCAUGGUAAUGCAUAUCUGUGGCUCUAAAACAGACGUUUGUUUUAUUUGAGUUUGGGAUGAAAUAUGAUCAGUUUUGUGAGAUUGGCCCUGUUUGUUGUCAUCGUCCAUGACUAGCAUGAAUGUGAAUCGCUGCAGCAGUAGAGGGCAGUAAAGUCAGCAAUCUUUCAUCCUGAUAAUCACUAGCUAAACAGGAGAUUCUGACCUGUUUAUUAACAUGAAGAAGACCACUCUUUUCAGGGAUUUCUAGCCUGUUUUUUUAGUAUGUUCACUCAAACUAAUCUGUACUGUUGUGUAAUAACAUUUGUGUCUGGUUAAUAAAAACACUUCAUGAA
Messenger RNA from Sinocyclocheilus grahami, 2541 nucleotides. Its product is annotated as annexin A11-like. Gene Ontology annotation, cellular component: vesicle membrane; cytoplasm; plasma membrane. Gene Ontology annotation, biological process: phagocytosis; cytokinetic process. Gene Ontology annotation, molecular function: calcium ion binding; phosphatidylserine binding; calcium-dependent phospholipid binding. The record is from RefSeq and is a predicted model, not a curated record. Lineage: Eukaryota; Metazoa; Chordata; Actinopteri; Cypriniformes; Cyprinidae. The transcript has 13 exons. The coding region runs from base 135 to 1424 and encodes 429 amino acids.